AUGGCGAAAACUGCUGUCGUCUUGUUCGUCGCGGCCGUGGCCGCUGCCAUCCAGGAUAAAAUAACGCCCAGCGUGGUUCAAUGGCUACAACAAUCGUCCACCGCUAAUGUGGCUGUGGCGCUUUACUUCGAUUCCUAUCUGGACGUGCACUCUAGCUUGAAUAACCAUGCCAAAUGCUUCAGCAUCGACAAUAUUGGUGGGUUUCAGUGCAAUGACUUGGCCAAGGAAGAAAUCUGCAGCAUCGCAGCCUUGCCCGAGGUCCGAGAGAUCGUUGUGAUCGUUCCUUCCGAUUCCGACUUCACCCCCAAGCCUGCUGACGCCCUAACGACGACUGCUGCAACCACAAAUCUUUGCCCCCUCAACAUCAUCCCUAAGCAUAACACCACCGCGGCUGCCCCUACCACCACGGCCUCCCAGGAUAAAAUAACGCCCAGCGUGGUUCAAUGGCUACAACAAUCGUCCACCGCUAAUGUGGCUGUGGCCCUUGACCUCGUUUCCCACGUGAGCGGGCACACUAGCUUGUACAACCAUGCCAAAUGCGUCACCCUCGACGCUGUUGGGGGGGUGUUUCAGUGCGACGCCUUGACCAAGAAAGACAUCUGCAGCAUCGCAGCCUUGCCCGAGGUCCGAGAGAUCGUUGUGAUCGUUCCUUCCGAUUCCGACUUCACCCCCGAGCCUGCUGACGCCCUAACGACGACUGCUGCAACCACAAAUAUUUGCCCUCUCAACAUCAUCCCCAAGCAUAUCACCGCUGCCGCUACGCCUAGCGCGUGUGACAACCCUGGGAGAUGA
Molecule: messenger RNA, 792 nt
Organism: Aphanomyces astaci
Lineage: Eukaryota; Oomycota; Saprolegniomycetes; Saprolegniales; Verrucalvaceae
Exons: 1
Coding region: 1-792 (263 amino acids)
Source: RefSeq, a predicted model, not a curated record